Molecule: messenger RNA, 1350 nt
Organism: Helobdella robusta
Lineage: Eukaryota; Metazoa; Annelida; Clitellata; Rhynchobdellida; Glossiphoniidae
Exons: 8
Coding region: 45-1064 (339 amino acids)
Biological process (GO): nucleotide metabolic process
Cellular component (GO): GMP reductase complex
Molecular function (GO): GMP reductase activity
Source: RefSeq, a predicted model, not a curated record
GCAUCCCAUAGUAUUAUUAGCUAAUAAAAUAAUCAAAUUUCAAAAUGUGGCAAAUCGAUGGGAAAAAAAAACUUGAUUUCAAGGACGUCCUAAUCCAACCCGCAUCAAAUAAACUUGCAAGUCGAACGGAAGUGGAUUUAACAACUGAGCAUGUUUUCCGUAAUUCUAAAAAUAAGUAUGAAGGAGUGCCACUCAUGGCUUCCAACAUGGACACAGUGGGAACCUUCGAGGUUGCCACGGUGCUAUCUGAAUUUAAAGCCUUCACAGCAAUUCAUAAGUAUUACUCUGUUGAAGAAUGGACGGAGUUUGCUGUUAAUAACCCUAGUGCUUUACCUCACGUGGCAGUCAGUUCAGGCAUGAAAGAAAGCGACCUAGAGAAGUUAAAAUUAAUACUUAAAGCUGUACCAGACUUGAGGUACAUAUGUUUGGAUGAUGCUAAUGCAUACUCGGAACAUUUCGUUAAAUCUCUCAGCAGCAUUCGUAAGCAAUUUCCUCAUCACACUAUUAUAGCAGGAAACGUAGGAACAAGCAGCAUGGUCAAGGAACUCAUAUUCUCAGGAGCCGACAUCGUGAAAGUUGGCAUAGGCUCCGGAUCUGCGUGCACCACAAGGGAGAAAUCUGGAGUGGGAUGUCCUCAGCUCUGGGCAGUUCUGGAAUGUGCCGAGGCUGCCCAUGGAUUGAAGGGGCAUGUGAUUUCUGAUGGCGGAUGCACGUGUCCCGGUGACGUAGCAAAGGCUUUCGGAGCUGGGGCUGAUUUUGUGAUGUUGGGUGGAAUGUUGGCGGGCCACGAAGAAUCAGGAGGGGAGGUUGUCAUCAGGGGCGACAAAAAGUACAAACAGUUUUAUGGGAUGGCCUCAAAAGUCGUGAUGGAAAAGUAUAACCAGAAUAUGGCGGAUCUUCUGGAUUAUAGAGCAUCGGAAGGAAAAGUCAUGGAAGUGGAAUACAGAGGACCUAUAGGGAAGACUGUUGGGGACAUUUUGGAAGGGGUCAGAUCCGCCUGCACUUACGUUGGUGCACUAACGCUAAAGAAAAUAAAAAAGCAUACUACCUUUAUUAGAGUCUAGUUGAAGUUUUCACCUGCUACCACCAUCCAGACGAACAUUAACAGAUUGCGUCCUAUUCAUGUGUUUAUUUAUAUAUAUAUACAUCAUAAAAUUAUUAAUAACAUUGUCAAGCUCGUAAAAUUUUUUAACAAGAAAGGUUUUAUUGAAAAUUAGUUUUAAUAGUUUUAGUCAGAACGUUUUCGCUGGCGAGCAAAAGUAUAAAUAUAUUUUUCGCGAUGAUCGUCUGGAACAUGAACUUAAAACCAAAUCUGUUUGUGUUAUUUUGCGUCUAAAAUAUAUAUCAUGU